AUGGAUUUGGAUACAGGAGCUACAAGACACAUUUGCAGGAACAAAAGUUAUUUCCAAUCCUAUACUCCCAUUGAGGAAGCCGGAGAGACUGUUGUUUUCAAAUAUCCGGCGGUGUUCAACUUUGGAGAUUCCAACUCCGACACGGGUGGGCUUAUUGCAGCAGGGAUCGGCGACCGUCUUGAGCCGCCCAACGGACAGACAUACUUCCUCAAGCCGUCUGGUCGAUUCUGCGAUGGCCGUCUCAUCAUUGAUUUCCUAAUGGAUGCAAUGGGCCAACCGUCUCUAAAUGCCUACUUGGACUCUGUUGGAGCACCAUCUCUCAGCAGGGGUUGUAAUUUUGCAGCUGCAGCCUCUACUAUACUCCCACCAACAGUAACAAUGACUAUCAGUCCAUUUUCAUUUGGGGUUCAGGUGACUCAAUUCCUUCAAUUCAAAGCUCGUGUUCUUGACUUGCUGUCUAAAGGCAAGAAACUAAAUAAAUACCUUCCCCAGAAAAAUUAUUUCGAGCAGGGGCUUUACACGUUUGACAUAGGCCAGAAUGAUGUUAAUAGUGCAUUUUACUCUAAGACAGAGGAUCAAGUUAUUGAUUUUAUUCCAACCAUUUUGUUGGAGUUUGAAGCUGGAAUUAAGAGGUUAUAUGACCAAGGGGCAAGGAGGUUUUGGAUCCAUAAUACUGGUCCUCUAAGAUGCUUAGUUCGAAAUAUUGCCAUAUUUGGAAAAGAUCCAUCUAAGCUUGAUGAGCUAGGAUGUGUCAGCUCGCUUAAUCGUGCUGCUGAUCUUUUUAAUUUGCAGCUUCAUACUCUCUGUAAAAAAUUACAGGGACAGUUUCUAGAUGCAAAUUUCACUUAUGUUGAUAUUUACUCAAUAAAGGCCAACCUUAUCGCCAAUUAUUCUCAAUAUGGGUUUCAACAACCAAUAAUGGCUUGCUGUGGGUAUGGAGGUGCACCAUUGAACUAUGACAGUCGGAUCUCCUGUGGCCAGACGAAGACUUUGAAUGGGAGCUUAGUUACAGCCAAAGGUUGCAAUGAUUCAACUAAAUAUGUAAACUGGGAUGGAAUCCACUACACUGAGGCUGCAAAUCAAUUUGUCUCAACUCAAAUACUGACUGGAAAAUAUUCUGACCCACCUUUCUGAGGGGCCAAUUUGCUUC
Nelumbo nucifera (sacred lotus) is the source of this 1150-nucleotide messenger RNA. The record is from RefSeq and is a predicted model, not a curated record. Lineage: Eukaryota; Viridiplantae; Streptophyta; Magnoliopsida; Proteales; Nelumbonaceae.